CGUUAUUUUGAUGUAAUAUUAUAUGUUAUAUGAUAUUUUGAUGUAAUGCAUAAAUGUAUGAGCAAGCACUAAAGUGAUCGGAGCGUAACCCUUAAUUUCACUUCGUCGACUGGAUCAACGCACUAAACGGGUUGAUAACCUUGUUCAUUGGCUCAUUGCUCUGUAUCUCCAACGAAUCUAACGGCGGGAAUACACCGAUACAGCUACCCUUAACGUAUUGUAGUCUUCUCGGACUUGGCUCGGCGACGGGCCUUCAUAGCUCAUAAGACUCUGCCCCCGACUGUUUUAGUUCCCGCGCCGCUUCAUCUUCAUUCUUCCAUGUCCGGUUGCCGGCGUCUGUCUCUUCCUCCGAAAUCACUCGAGCUCGGGCAGUGAGAACCCGACAUCCUUUCUCUUCCAAUUUAACGAGUUUCCACCAUCCUGCAAUGCCUUGCUUCAGCUGCGGACACGGAUCCCUAGCCCGCGACGACACCACCGGGAGUCUCGUCUGCGAAUCAUGCGGCACCGUGCAAGAAUUCCGCAACUUCGAGGAUCGGGCCGUCGGUCCGAGCGGCGGCGGCCAGCAAGGCUCCUUCGUCCGCGUUGGCACAUCAGGUACAGGCGGUUCAUUGGCGUACAAAGAGAAGAAGGUAUACGAGGCCGGUAAGAUCAUCGACGAAAUUACGCUUAGGUUGAACUUGAGUGGUAGAGCUGUGAAUGAAAUUAGGUCCAUGAUUGAUCAAAUUACGGAAGGGGAAUAUGGUUCAGGCGAUUGGUUCCAUGUACUGGUUGGUGCUUGUUCUUAUGUUGAAAUGAGGGUUCAGAACAAGGCCUUUUCGAUUGCGGAGGUGAGCGAAGCGGUUGGGUGUGAUGUUUAUGAGCUGGGGAGGAUGGUCGCUCGGGUGGUUGAGCAUUUGGAACUCAGGCUUCCCGAGUUCGAUAUAGUGAACGCUUUCGAGAGGGUUGUGACGAAUUUGGCGAGUUUGGGGAGGGUUGAUGGUGAUAGGGUUGGCAGGAUCAGAAAGCAAGGUGUGUUUUUGAUACAGUGUGCGAUUAAGUGGUUUUUGACUACUGGGAGGAGGCCAUUGCCUGUGGUAGCAGCUGUUUUUGUGUUGGUAGCUGAGCUGAAUGGGAUUAAGGAUGUGAAGCUUGAGGAUGUGGCAAAAGACGUGAAUGCUUCUGUCGUCACUGCCCGGUUGAGGUAUAAGGAGCUGUUGGAGAAGCUUGUGGAGGUAGCUCAAGCAUUGCCGUGGGGGAAGAAUGUGACGGUGAAGAAUGUUGUAAUAAAUGCUCCGCUUGUGAUUCAGUAUAUGGAGUUGAAGUCGACUAAUACCUGUGGCAAGGACAUUGAGAAUUUUCAGAGUGCUGUGUUUGAUCUUGGUGAGAUGAUUAGUGAGUGCUUGAGAAAUGAAAUUACUUAUGAUGCUGAGGAUGAUAGUCAGGAGGUAACUCAUGAUUCUCAGAAUGCUAUGAUAGAAGAUAGAAGGUCAAUUGCUGAAGUUGGGCAUGCUGACGUGGAUAAUCUUCAGCUGUCACACGAGUGCUUGUCAUUGGCCUAUGAGAAGUUCUUGGAAGAAGGUGGCGGUGAGAGGUCUGCUAAGGUGCAGGGAGAUGUUCCUAGUCAGAGGGAACAAAGAGGUAUUGAGGUUUAUGCAGCAGAAUGGUGGAACGGAAAAUCACAAUUGAGCAAGAAGCUUUUGCUUGCGCAGAUAUUGGAAAACGAUGUGGGAUUGGAAACCAUGCCUCCGUCUUUUGUGAAGGGUUGUCUGGAUGUGGAGAAAAGGAGAGCGAAGAUAAAAGCUGCAAAGCUGCGUCUUAAAAGGGCUGGGUGCUCGUUUAAGGCUACUGAUAAAUCGGAUAUUAGGACUACUGACCUUGUGGAUUGUGCAUACAGCAAGAAAAGGAAAAGAAAAAGAGAAAGGAAGGAGCAAACUAUUGAUUGGGAAGAUUUUAUCAUUGAAGCCCUUCUUGUUCGUCGGGUGAAAGAGGAGGAAAUUGAGAAGGGGUACUACAAAGCCUUGUUAGGUUUGCAUGUGUUCAAUUCUGGGAUUAAUGUAAAAGAUUCUGAUGUAGGAGCUACGCUAACCAAGCUCGAAUAUAGAUCUAAUGUCUCGAGUCUUGACCCACCUUAAUUGAAGAAUCUUCUGCUUGACUACUUGUACUUUUGGUAAAUAACUAAAUAUAUACAUAUAUGCUUCUGAACUUGAAUGGCUCCGGGACUAUGUAUAUUAUAGAGGAACUUUCUCUUUACAUUAUGUGCUUCCAAUCCACAUUCUUAAUAUACAUCGCUAUCGAAAUUAGAACCAGAUCAAUGCACUUGGUGUUGGCUCUGAGGUACAGUGAUCGUAUCUGCUUUAGCAGAGAAUGACUGCUUCUAUUGUGUGCACUUUUACUCUUGAAAACUAUUAGUCAUCACUUCUCCUCUGCUUUCUCCGAGGUACUGACUCUUUUCUCUAUUUUCCGGUUAGUGAGCUUUAUUUAUAAUAUAGAAGUGAAUUUGUC
Molecule: messenger RNA, 2481 nt
Organism: Linum trigynum
Lineage: Eukaryota; Viridiplantae; Streptophyta; Magnoliopsida; Malpighiales; Linaceae
Source: the annotation of a GenBank genome assembly